AUGACCUACCACAGAGUAAAACACAUCCAUCCAUCCUCACAAACUUUUGCAUUUAUAAUAUUCAGGAUAAAAGAUAAGUUAUUAAAAGCUGUUGAUGAAAGUAAAAAACUGGUCAUGAAGUCGUUUGAAGAGAAGGAAUCUAAACUGCGUCCUAACUGGUACAAUAGCCUGGAUUUGCCUAAUUGGCAGAAGGAUCAUCCGGCUAUGUCUUGGGAUUUUCCUAAAGAUCCACUGCCUAUUAUUUUAUCUCUAUCUGGUAUUCCUGUCUCAUCCCAAGAGAAUAUAAUCAUAGAUGAGUUAUUAUACCUUUUUUCUGGAAUCUCCGGUAACUACAUUGUUCACCAACCAGUGAAAGAUACUUAUGAUCCUCGAACUUUUAUAAUUUCUGAUGACUUGGAUGAUGCUCUCAAACAAAUUGUACAACAGAUGUUACCGUUAGCAUCAAACUAUUCCAUUGUAAGGAGAUUUAUAGAACACUGUAAUAUGUGGUCUGGACAAGUUCUGCAUGCACUGGUUGCUGCUAUUGAAAUUUUAUUAAAGGAUUACUAUACAAUGAUAGCCCAACUCGAGACUGAGCACAUGUCAACAAAUUUAACAUUACAAAAACUCUGGUAUUUUGUAUUGCCGACUAUGCACACUAUGCAAAUUUUAGCUGCUAUUGUGACUAGCAUUGGAAAGAGUGAACUAAGAGGUGGGGCGGUGUUAACGGUACUUCAUGAGAAAACAAACACUUUAAUGGGCGAUGCACGGGCGCAGGAAAUAUCUCUAUUCCUUACUGAGCGGUCUUGUCGGCCGUAUCUUUGCAUUUUAGAUCAAUGGAUACAUAAAGGAACUAUUGUUGAUCCUUUCCAGGAAUUCAUGAUAGAGGAUAACGAAUUAAUAAAUAAGGAAGAGUUGCCAGUGGAUUAUUCUGCCGACUACUGGGAGAAACGAUAUAGUGUGCAAAGAGACAGAGUGCCAAAAUUCCUAGACAAGUUUACUGAUAUAAUUCUUCGAACUGGGAAAUAUUUGAAUGUUAUUAGUCAAUGUGGUAAAGCAAUAACAAAAUCAAAUACUGAAGAAAUAAAAUAUUCGUUAAGAGAACAAAAUUAUGGUGCUAUAAUUCAAAAAGCAUAUGCCUUUGCCAGCAAGUCAUUGUUAGAAUUAUUAUUAAAAGAGUAUGAUCUGAUGGGUAGACUGAAGUCUGUAAAGAAUUAUUUCUUGAUGAGUCAAGGAGACUUUAUUGUACAAUUUAUGGAUGCCACUGAACAAGAGCUGUCAAAGAAAAUUGAUGAUAUAAUACCGUCAAAGUUGGAAUCUCUAUUAGGAUUAUGUUUAAGGCUAUCAGCAGCAAGUCAUGAUCCCUACAAUGAAGAUAUGAGGGUUGAAUUGCUUCCUUAUGACCUACAAUUCCAAAUGUUUAAGAUAUUGUCAAUUGAAACUGAGGAGGAAAAAGAAUACAAACAAAAUAAAGAUUGCCCACCGUUGACUGGGAUUGAAACAUUUUCAUUUGGCAUGGAAGUUAAAUGGCCAGUAUCGUUAAUAUUGAAUCAUAAAGCUAUUGCUUGCUAUCAGAUGAUUUUCAGACACCUCUUCUACUGUAAACAUGUGGAAAGAUUACUUUGUAGGGUGUGGCUGUACAACAAGGUGGUGAAACGAUUCUCGGAGGCGCGGCUGUACGCGGACGCGUUCGCGCUGCGCCAGCGUAUGCUGAGCUGCGUGCAGCACCUGCAGUACUACAUGUGCGUCGAGGUCAUCGAGCCGUCCUGGUGCCAGCUCAUACAGAGCCUCGACAAGGAUCCGUUCAGCUGCGUGCUGCACCUGCAGUACUACAUGUGCGUCGAGGUCAUCGAGCCGUCCUGGUGCCAGCUCAUACAGAGCCUCGACAAGGUCAGUGCGCCCUUCGGGAUCCGUUCAGCUGCGUGCAGCACCUGCAGUACUACAUGUGCGUCGAGGUCAUCGAGCCGUCCUGGUGCCAGCUCAUACAGAGCCUCGACAAGGUCAGUGCGCCCUUUAGGAUCCGUUCAGCUGCGUGUUGCACCUGCAGUACUACAUGUGCGUCGAGGUCAUCGAGCCGUCCUGGUGCCAGCUCAUACAGAGCCUCGACAAGGUCAGUGCGCCCUUCGGGAUCCGUUCAGCUGCGUGCAGCACCUGCAGUACUACAUGUGCGUCGAGGUCAUCGAGCCGUCCUGGUGCCAGCUCAUACAGAGCCUCGACAAGGUCAGUGCGCCCUUCGGGAUCCGUUCAGCUGCGUGCAGCACCUUCAGUACUACAUGUGCGUCGAGGUCAUCGAGCCGUCCUGGUGCCAGCUCAUACAGAGCCUCGACAAGGUCAGUGCGCCCUUCGGGAUCUGUUCAGCUGCGUGCAGCACCUGCAGUACUACAUGUGCGUCGAGGUCAUCGAGCCGUCCUGGUGCCAGCUCAUACAGAGCCUCGACAAGGUCAGUGCGCCCUUUAG
Messenger RNA from Melitaea cinxia (Glanville fritillary), 2436 nucleotides. RefSeq names its product gamma-tubulin complex component 2-like. The record is from RefSeq and is a predicted model, not a curated record. Gene Ontology annotation, molecular function: microtubule minus-end binding; gamma-tubulin binding. Gene Ontology annotation, biological process: spindle assembly; meiotic cell cycle; cytoplasmic microtubule organization. NCBI's taxonomy places the organism in Eukaryota, Metazoa, Arthropoda, Insecta, Lepidoptera, Nymphalidae. Gene Ontology annotation, cellular component: equatorial microtubule organizing center; centrosome; gamma-tubulin small complex. The coding region runs from base 1 to 2436 and encodes 811 amino acids. The transcript has 12 exons.